Messenger RNA from Neohortaea acidophila, 1210 nucleotides. Its product is annotated as putative splicing factor 3a subunit 2. NCBI's taxonomy places the organism in Eukaryota, Fungi, Ascomycota, Dothideomycetes, Mycosphaerellales, Teratosphaeriaceae. The transcript has a single exon. The record is from RefSeq and is a predicted model, not a curated record. Gene Ontology annotation, biological process: spliceosomal complex assembly. Gene Ontology annotation, cellular component: catalytic step 2 spliceosome; nucleus; U2-type prespliceosome. Gene Ontology annotation, molecular function: nucleic acid binding; zinc ion binding. The coding region runs from base 36 to 755 and encodes 239 amino acids.
CUCCACCACGCCCGUGAGUGUAAUCACACAACAACAUGGACUACCAAAACCGAGCGGGCUCCAAGUUCGGCGGCGGCGGUGUCGCCUCGCAGUCCGCCACCAACUCUGAUCGUCGCGAGCGUCUACGCAAGCUCGCCCUCGAAACCAUCGAUCUCGACAAAGACCCGUACUUCUUCAAGAACCACGUCGGCAGCUUCGAGUGCCGCCUGUGCCUGACCGUGCACCAGAAUGACGGCUCCUACCUCGCCCACACGCAAGGGCGCAAGCACCAGACGAAUCUCGCCCGUCGUGCUGCCCGCGAUGCGCAACUCGGUCGGAAGAAGGAGGAGGAGGCGUAUACCGGGGCCAACGCGGUGCAGGUGAAGCGUAAUGUAGUCAAGAUUGGUCGCCCGGGGUACAAAAUCACAAAGACACUCGAUCCAGUUACGCGACAGCAAGGCUUACUCUUUCAACUUCAAUACCCGGAAAUCACCCAGAACGUCAUCCCGCGUGUACGAUUCAUGAGCGCAUACGAGCAGAAGGUGGAGGAUCCGCCCGACAAAUCAUUCCAGUAUCUUCUCGUUGCCGCCGAGCCAUACGAGACUUGUGGGUUCAAGCUGCAGGCGAGGGAGGUAGAUCGCAGAGAGGACAAGUUCUGGACGUGGUUUGAUCAGGACAGCAAGGAGUUUUGGAUUCAGGUCACUUUCAAGACGGAGAGGGAGGAGAGGUAUAGUGGUGUGCCGGGUCUGGCGCCGAGUGGGCCAAGGGGUGGUUGAACAAAGAGAAGUGAAGCUGGACCAAUUUGAGCUGGACGACCGCGCUGCCCUUCCACGAACAAUAUUGCGGUUGGGGGGCGAUAGAGCUCGACGACGACGACUACAAUGUUUAGUUCUGAGAGCAAUGCGCCAAAGUAUCAUCAGAGGCAUGGAAAGCGCGCACAACAUGCAAUGGAGGCGUCAGAAAGUCGUAGACAUAUGGCUACAGGAUGUCAAUUGCCAGGAAUGCCAUACGAUCAACUCCGCGGGAUACUCCUAUGUGCACCUUAUCGACUAGAACUAGUCCAGGAGGUAUUCGCGCUGCAGGAGCUGCGAGAGAACACCGAAUACAGAUGGUGUCUCUUAUGCUACAUUCCAUAGCUUGCUGCAGACAAUCGUUGGAAACUGAGCACGUGAUGAACAUUACUCCUUCCUCCUCCUCGAAACAGAUCGUUUAGAACUCGUAUAAUCGGAAU